This is a messenger RNA of Pyrus x bretschneideri (Chinese white pear), 1736 nucleotides long. RefSeq names its product galacturonokinase-like. NCBI's taxonomy places the organism in Eukaryota, Viridiplantae, Streptophyta, Magnoliopsida, Rosales, Rosaceae. Gene Ontology annotation, cellular component: cytosol; cytoplasm. Gene Ontology annotation, molecular function: galactokinase activity; ATP binding. The record is from RefSeq and is a predicted model, not a curated record. The transcript has 14 exons. Gene Ontology annotation, biological process: carbohydrate phosphorylation; galactose metabolic process. Bases 214 to 1503 code for a protein of 429 amino acids.
CAGAUGAUAUGACGUUUAAACCGCGGAUAGGCCUAACUCACUACAGUCUGUCCAACAAUGAUUUUCCUUGAAUUUCACAUAAUCUCUGGUCUCUGCCCCACCCUGAGAUCCAAAAAUAUCUUAUGCUAAAUCUGCACCAUAAACCGAUCCUGCAUUUGCAUUUUAAGGGUCGAUUGGAUUGGAUUGCUCAGUUCUGAGAGAUCAUUUGUGAAGAUGGCUGGAUCGUCUUGGCCUUCUGAAACUCAGUUAAAUGGACUUAGACAGAUAGUUUCAGAAAUGGCUGGGACAGGUAGGAAAGAAGUUCGGGUUGUUGUUUCUCCUUAUCGGAUUUGUCCAUUGGGAGCUCAUAUUGAUCAUCAGGGCGGGACUGUAUCAGCUAUGGCAAUUAACAAGGGGAUACUUUUAGGUUUUGUUCCUUCUGGUGAUACUCAGGUUAUACUGCGUUCAGGACAGUUUAAAGGUGAAUGUAGGUUCAGAGUUGAUGAAGUUCAAUUCCCUUGGAAGAGUGCAACUGUUGCUUCCAAAACAGAUGAGGAAAGCAAUUGGGGAAGUUAUGCAAAAGGAGCCUUAUAUGCAUUACAGAGUAGACAAAUCUCCCUUGCCCAGGGUAUCAUCGGAUAUAUAAGUGGUCCUGAUGGUAUGGACAGUUCAGGCCUUAGCUCUUCUGCCGCUGUCGGUGUAGCUUACCUACUGGCUUUGGAAACUGCAAACAAUUUAACAGUGUCUCCUGAAGAAAAUAUUGAGUAUGAUCGGCUGAUUGAAAAUGAAUAUUGGGGCUUACGAAAUGGUAUAUUGGAUCAAUCAGCCAUAUUGCUUUCGAGCUAUGGUUGUCUAUUGUGCAUGAACUGCAAGACUAAAGAACAUAAUCUUAUACACCCACCAAAACUGGGGGAGAACCACGAUACUGAGUGGCAGGAAGCAUACAAAAUAUUAUUGGCAUUUUCAGGGUUGAAGCAUAAUUUGACCGUAAAUCCUGGAUAUAAUCACCGAGUUGCAGAGUGUCAAGAAGCUGCAACAGUCCUUUUGAAUGCAUCCGGAGAUGGUGCAGCAGAGCCACUCCUAUCCAAUGUUGACCCAGAAGUUUAUCAAACUCACAAGCACAUAUUAGAACCUACUCUAGCAAAGAGAGCAGAGCAUUAUUUCUCAGAGAAUAUGCGGGUUAGCAAAGGACUCAAAGCUUGGGCUUCAGGCAGGUUCAAAGAUUUUGGAAUGCUCAUUUCAGAAUCUGGCCUAAGUUCUAUUGAGAACUAUGAAUGCGGAUCUGAACCGCUGAUACAAUUGCGUGAGAUCCUUCUAAGGGCUCCUGGUGUGUAUGGAGCACGGUUCAGUGGUGCUGGAUUUAGGGGUUGUUGUGUUGCACUUGUAGAUACUGAUCAUGCCAAAGAAGCUGCAUCAUUUGUCAGGGAAGAGUACAGCAAGGUCCAUCCUGAGUUGGCUAGUCAGUUAAACCAAGACACAGCAGUUAUGAUAUGCGAGACCGGUGAUUGUGCCCGUGUUAUUUGAUGACUGUCUGUCAAUUACAAUUAUUUGUUCAAUUAUCUCAGUCCUUGUAUUAAACUUUUGAAAUGAAGCGUGAUUAGAACUAGCAAAUACGAAUAUAGGAUACCGGGAAUUCAAAAGAAGGCUUCUACAUGGACAACAUGAGAGCCUGUUUGUAUCUAUCUAGUUUUACCUUUUGUUAUUGUGGUGGGCCUUGGAAUAUGGUGUGAUGAAUUCUUUGGUUCCUUUGACACUGA